GAUGUGCUACGACCGCUACGUGUCCAUCUGCAAACCCCUGCACUACGGGACCCUCCUGGGCAGCAGAGCUUGUGCCCACAUGGCAGCAGCUGCCUGGGCCAGUGCCUUUCUCGCUGCUCUGCUGCACACAGCCGAUACAUUUUCCCUGCCCCUGUGCAAGGGCAAUGCCCUGGGCCAGUUCUUCUGUGAAAUCCCCCAGAUUCUCAAGCUCUCCUGCUCACACUCCUACCUCAGGAAAUUUGGGGCUUCUGCUUUUACUAUUUCCUUAGCACUUGGUUGUUUUGUGUUCAUUGUUUUCUCCUAUGUGCAGAUCUUCAGGGCUGUGCUGAGGAUCCCCUCUGAGCAGGGACAGCACAAAGCCUUUUCCACCUGCCUCCCUCACCUGGCUGUGGUCUCUCUGUUCCUCAGCACUGCAGUAUUUACUCACCUGAAGCCCUCCUUCAUGUCCUCCCCAUCUCUGGAUCUGUCCCUGUCAGUUCUGUACUCAGUGGUGCCUCCAGCCCUGAAUCCCCUCAUCUACAGCCUGAGGAACCAGGAGCUCAAAGGAGCUCCGAGAAAAUUGAUGACUCUCUAUUUUCAGAAGCAUUAAAUGCUCUCUUUUCUUCUGCAGAGCCUCUAGAAUGUAACUCUUUACAAUCUCUCUUUUUUUUUUUUUUCCUUAUCUUUCCAUUUUUUCUGGAUAACAUUUUCUAUACUUGUGUUUUGUACAAAAUACUGUGAAUUACUCUUUGCAUUUCUACAUUAAUAUCUAAUUUUCUUUUGGAAGACAAAGACAUGCAUGAGUUCUCUUCCCAUGCAU
This is a messenger RNA of Oenanthe melanoleuca, 799 nucleotides long. Its product is annotated as olfactory receptor 14J1-like. Gene Ontology annotation, molecular function: olfactory receptor activity. The transcript has a single exon. Bases 2 to 589 code for a protein of 195 amino acids. Lineage: Eukaryota; Metazoa; Chordata; Aves; Passeriformes; Muscicapidae. The record is from RefSeq and is a predicted model, not a curated record. Gene Ontology annotation, cellular component: membrane. Gene Ontology annotation, biological process: G protein-coupled receptor signaling pathway.